AUGAUCCAGCUUGUUCGAGAGUUUGCAACCUUCAAAAAUUGUACAGAAACGAAACGUGCGAAAACUAGCGUAAUAUUCUUUGAGGGUUUAAUAUUCGUAAGAGAGCCGUACUUCAACGAACCGGGUUUUGAGAAGUAUCAAGGAACUGAGAAGGGAGAAGAGUAUUCGAGAAAGUACAACUCACAAAUCGAGCAUGCAACGCUCACCUACGCGAUACGAGACCAACUCAAAAAUGGACCAGAAUGUUUUCGAAAAGUUAUUCAACGACACUUUUGGCUGAAACGUUACAUGAUUAUUGAACAAGCACACAAAUGGCUUGCGGAAAUGAAACAGGAUUUAGCAAAAUUAGAGAAGAAUCCGAAACGAAAAGAUUCUCCAUCGUUUGAUACCUUGUACAAUCCGAUGGCUCAGGAAAGAGCCAUACAGCAGUUAAUUGAUGAACUCAGCAACAUGACCUGUCCAUGUGAUCACUAACGAGGAGAUCAGCAUAAUUUUGACUUUAUCUAUCAAUCUGUUGGCGUUAUCAUUCAGCCAUAUUCGUUGGGUGCUGCAAGUGACACCUUUAAACUUCAUGCUUAG
Messenger RNA from Anisakis simplex (herring worm), 579 nucleotides. The record is from the annotation of a GenBank genome assembly. NCBI's taxonomy places the organism in Eukaryota, Metazoa, Nematoda, Chromadorea, Rhabditida, Anisakidae.